UUCAUGACGCCAGCAGACCUUUAGAGUCGUCUCUGUAAAUCUAAAUUGAACGAAUGUUUUUCUGUUUUACGACCUGAUACAGCUGCAGAGCGAGGGACAGGUAGGCUGGACAGAUGUUUCCCGCCAUGCAGAACAGUCCACAUGAAAAAGAACAUUCCGGAGUUCUCAGCAGUUCUUGUUUUCAUCCGGAGCGGAAUGUUCUGUCCCUGAACGUUCUGUUGCUAGGGGAGAGGCAGAGUGGGAGGAGCUCUGUGGGGAAUGCUCUGAUUGGUGGAGAAGGAUUCCAAACAGGCAUCCGCAUUUCUGGCAUCUCCGUGAAGACAGAGUGCCGACUCCUCAGCCGGACUUUCCAGAACUUUUUCAGAAGGCAAGGGGCGGAGUCUGACCUCCUGCUGAGGGUGUUAGACACACCCCCUCUGAUGCCCCACCCACAUAGCGUGCACCAGUUUUUCCCUGACGGCGUGCACGUACUUGUGCUUGUUGUGCGAGCUGACCUGACACAUGAAAACACACACCUGGAGGAGCAUGCCGAGGCUCUCCUGGGUCCAGAAUGGCGUCAUCACACUUUACUGGUUCUCACCUUUGCUGACCACCUGAAGAAGGCGGGGCUUCAUCCACCAGACCACCUAUCACAGACCGGUGACCGUCAGAGAACUCUAGCUGAAAAAGUAGAGGGUGGAGUCUUCCUCUUAGACAACAGCUGUGAUUGGCCGUCGGUCAGAGGACGACCGUUGAUAGAGCGAUUGCUCCGCCUCUCAGCUCGUAACCAUCACAAAGCUUUGAAGGUCUUGACAGAGGUCUCACUCUGACGUAUUUUACCUAUUGUGUACAUUUUAAUUCAAAGAUGUUCAAUGCUAAAUCAAGCUAAUUGAAACCUCUGGUGUUGAAUAAUGAAGUCAAUCUGGAUGUCCCUAAAACUGCAGUUCUUUAAGUGUCCACUUGAGGCUUCUUCCAAAAGUUAGCCUGUCCCCAUAGAGCCCCAUGUGAACAUGUCCAACUUUACAGCAGAGAUGAACAUGUUUACCUCAGAGAUCAUUCGUGACAACUUCACAUGAGAAGGUGAGGUUUUUAAAACCUCAUCUGUUUUUUUUUAUUGUGUGUCUGAUUUGAUUUGAUUUGAUUUGAUUUGAUUGGUGUGUGUUUUGUCGCUGUAGCCACUGAGUCCCAAAGGAUGGCUCCAGAAUCUGUUUCCCAAACUUUUAUCAGCGUUAAGUCGAAAAAAAGUUCAGAUACAAACCAACACUUCAUGUAUGGAGUGACUACUGUGUCAUGUUUUUAAUCAUAAACAACAACUCUGUAACAAAAAUGGACUUCAUGUCUUCUAAAUUCUAAGCUAACAGGAUUAGCUUCUGACUGGCUGAGAAUGAUUAGCAUUUGUUGAUAAUAAAAGUCCU
Molecule: messenger RNA, 1394 nt
Organism: Notolabrus celidotus (New Zealand spotty)
Lineage: Eukaryota; Metazoa; Chordata; Actinopteri; Labriformes; Labridae
Product: GTPase IMAP family member GIMD1-like
Exons: 4
Coding region: 114-809 (231 amino acids)
Molecular function (GO): GTP binding
Source: RefSeq, a predicted model, not a curated record